AUCCGCACCACCGCUCCGACGAAUGGAACCAACCAACAAAUCCCCAAGCCAAUCUCGUCUCCGAUCGGCUCCGGCUCCAGCUCUCCUCCUCUGUUCCUCCCCCGCCGCCCCAAGAUGCAGAUCUUUGUGAAGACGUUGACAGGCAAGACCAUCACCCUUGAGGUCGAGUCGUCUGACACCAUCGACAACGUCAAGGCCAAGAUCCAAGACAAGGAGGGCAUCCCCCCGGACCAGCAGCGCCUCAUCUUCGCUGGCAAGCAGCUUGAGGACGGCAGGACCCUUGCUGACUACAACAUCCAGAAGGAGUCCACCCUCCACCUUGUCCUGCGCCUCCGUGGAGGCAUGCAGAUCUUUGUGAAGACCCUUACUGGCAAGACCAUCACUCUGGAGGUUGAGAGCUCAGACACCAUCGACAACGUCAAGGCCAAGAUCCAGGACAAGGAGGGCAUCCCUCCGGACCAGCAGCGUCUCAUCUUUGCUGGCAAGCAGCUGGAGGAUGGCCGUACCCUUGCUGACUACAACAUCCAGAAGGAGUCUACCCUCCACCUUGUCCUGCGCCUCCGUGGAGGCAUGCAGAUCUUUGUCAAGACCCUUACUGGCAAGACCAUCACUCUGGAGGUUGAGAGCUCAGACACCAUCGACAACGUCAAGGCCAAGAUCCAGGACAAGGAGGGCAUCCCCCCGGACCAGCAGCGCCUCAUCUUUGCUGGCAAGCAGCUUGAGGAUGGCAGGACCCUUGCUGACUACAACAUCCAGAAGGAGUCCACCCUCCACCUUGUCCUGCGCCUCCGUGGAGGCAUGCAGAUCUUUGUGAAGACCCUUACUGGCAAGACCAUCACUCUGGAGGUUGAGAGCUCAGACACCAUCGACAACGUCAAGGCCAAGAUCCAGGACAAGGAGGGCAUCCCCCCGGACCAGCAGCGCCUCAUCUUUGCUGGCAAGCAGCUGGAGGAUGGCAGGACCCUUGCUGACUACAACAUCCAGAAGGAGUCCACCCUCCACCUUGUCCUGCGCCUCCGUGGAGGCAUGCAGAUCUUUGUGAAGACCCUUACUGGCAAGACCAUCACUCUGGAGGUUGAGAGCUCAGACACCAUCGACAACGUCAAGGCCAAGAUCCAGGACAAGGAGGGCAUCCCCCCGGACCAGCAGCGCCUCAUCUUUGCUGGCAAGCAGCUGGAGGAUGGCCGUACUCUUGCUGAUUACAACAUCCAGAAGGAGUCCACCCUUCAUCUUGUCCUGCGUCUCCGAGGAGGUAUGCAGAUCUUUGUGAAGACCCUUACUGGCAAGACCAUCACUCUGGAGGUUGAGAGCUCAGACACUAUUGACAACGUCAAGGCCAAGAUCCAGGACAAGGAGGGCAUUCCCCCGGACCAGCAGCGUCUUAUCUUUGCUGGCAAGCAGCUGGAGGAUGGGCGCACCCUUGCCGACUACAACAUCCAGAAGGAAUCCACUCUUCACCUGGUGCUCCGCCUCCGAGGUGGUCAGUGAUUGCCCUGGGUACUCUGGUGGGUGGCCCCUGUUGCUCAUGUGAAGUGUCAGUCUCGUUUGUGUCAAGUUCUACAGUGUCUGGUUUCAUGUUUCAUGGAUCAUCGAGUCCCAGUGAGAUGUGUUGGUUUCGUUUAAA
This is a messenger RNA of Hordeum vulgare subsp. vulgare (domesticated barley), 1624 nucleotides long. RefSeq names its product polyubiquitin. The record is from RefSeq and is a predicted model, not a curated record. Gene Ontology annotation, biological process: protein ubiquitination; modification-dependent protein catabolic process. The transcript has 2 exons. The coding region runs from base 115 to 1488 and encodes 457 amino acids. Gene Ontology annotation, molecular function: ubiquitin protein ligase binding; protein tag activity. Gene Ontology annotation, cellular component: cytoplasm; nucleus. NCBI's taxonomy places the organism in Eukaryota, Viridiplantae, Streptophyta, Magnoliopsida, Poales, Poaceae.